Messenger RNA from Ruditapes philippinarum (Manila clam), 950 nucleotides. RefSeq lists its product as uncharacterized. The record is from RefSeq and is a predicted model, not a curated record. The coding region runs from base 179 to 589 and encodes 136 amino acids. Lineage: Eukaryota; Metazoa; Mollusca; Bivalvia; Venerida; Veneridae. The transcript is spliced from 5 exons.
GCAUUAUAUAUUUGUAGAGGAAGUUUUAACCGUAUUUUAAUUUGCAAUGAUUUUCUUUUGGUAAAUAUGUUUGUUCGCCUUUGGUUAAUUGUAGAAAACAACGAUAGUUUCUUUUUUUAUUUCGCUUUCUUGUAGGAAUAGCAGCUAUUAUUUUGUUGGCAAUACAUAAUACAGAAUAAUGUUGCAACAUCUUAGGUCAGUUUCCGUAUUCGUAUUAGCAGUACAUAUUGACAUUGUAUUUACAGGGACAACAAGAACACCAGCAAUAACUGCUACACAACAAAAUCUAUCCGUGAGGCAUGGAGAUCGAGUCAACCAUUCUACCAUAGGUUAUUUCUAUGUAAUUGGAUCUGUUGCUACCAUAGUUCUUAUUGCUGUUUUGAUGUAUGUUAUAAGAUGGAGGUACCUUUCACUUAAAAAUCCCCAAGAUAGCAUGAGUAUUGUUGGGAUUCCUACCUAUUGUAACAAGGGAACUGAUUUAGAAUGUGUAAACGUGGAGUCAGACAAUGCUGCUAACAACUACGAGAGUUUAAGCAACAACAGGGUCACAGAUAAUGUGUACAAUGAUCUGAACACAGCAAUGUCAUAGAUGUCAGAGGAAUGGAUUGCAAUUAUAAACUAUUGAAAGCAACGAAUUCCUAGACUGUAUUGUUUGUUUCUCAAGGCACGGUUUAUAAAAUUAAAAAACUAUGUCUAUGACGAUACUGAUAAUAAAACAUUAUCCUUUGAUUGUAAGACUGAAUAUGAAAAAAAUAUUUAAAGAUGUAAAUUAUAUUUGGUAACAAUACUUGUUGAACAUAAAUACUUGUAACUACGAUAUCUUUGGAUUUUAUACCUAUAUUUUUCACAUAUAUUGUUCGAUACGUUCACUUGGAAAUGUUCUGAACAAAGUGAAAAUGAAUUUUUGAAAAAUAAAUAUGUAAACUACAUGUAUUAUGCUCAUAAUGAAA